CAGACUCAUUUCCUGAAGCCUUUCAGACCUAAUCAGCUCACCAUCACAGCGAGAUCCUUCUCUGGAAACAGUACGAAGACAGCCAAAGGAGAGACAAGACGAGUGAAUUCCACCAGCUCUUGGAUGACCCAUCUUCACAAUGGAAAUGACAACUACUGAAGACUAUGGAUUCUCUGCAGACUAUCCAUUUUUCACAGAAGACAAUGAAUUUGCUGCCCCCUGCAGCCUAAAUAAGGUAUGGCACUUUACCCAAAUCUACGCUCCAGUGGUCUACGUCCUGGUCUUCAUAUUGGCCUUGGUGGGGAAUACGCUAGUACUGUGCGUGGUCCGCCGCUACCGACGAUCCCGCCACUCCCCCUGUUCCUUUUCCCUCACCGACACUUUCCUGCUGCACCUGGCCGUCUCCGACCUCCUCCUGGCCAUGAUCCUGCCAUUCUUUGCUGUCCAGUGGACCCAUGAGUGGGUGUUUGGGGUUGGAGUCUGCAAGGUGGCAGGGGCCCUAUUUUCCCUGAACAUUUACUGCGGCGUGCUCUUCUUAGCCUGCAUCAGCUUCGACCGCUACCUAGCCAUCGUCCAUGCUGUCCAAACUGGCUGGAGGCGCAACACCUGCCUGGCCCAGAUGGCCUGCGCAGUAAUCUGGGUCUGCUGCUUGGGCUUAUCCGCGGUGGACAUCCAGUUCCGGACUGUGGUGCGUCUUCCAGGGAACGAUCGAUCGGUGUGCCUCAUAGACUAUUCAACAGGAAAUUCAGAGAAGUGGCAGCUUGCUAUGCAACUGCUAAACCUUAUCUUGGGCUUUGGGCUCCCCCUGUUGGUCAUGCUGUACUGCUACAUCCGCAUCUUCCGGUCGCUUUGCAGCACCAGCUCUCGGCGGCAGAAGAGACGCUCCCUCAGACUCAUCAUCACUCUGGUGACGGUCUUCCUGGUCUGCUGGGCGCCCUACAAUGCUCUGAAGAUGACAGACAGUCUGCUAAGGCUGGGGUUGAUUACUCAAAGCUGUAGCUUGAACCAUGUGUUGGACAUUGGCAUCGUGGUGACGGAGAGUUUGGGACUGUCCCACUGCGCCUUCAACCCUCUGCUCUACGGCUUUGUGGGCGUCAAGUUCCGCCGCGAGCUCGCUCAGAUGUGCAAGGCGCUGCUGGGGUGCGUCGGCCUGCCCAAGUGGACUCAGAGUCAAGGGCCAAGCCGCAGGACAACAGGCUCCUUCAGCUCCGUGGACAGCGAGAACACCUCCUACUUCUCUGUGAUGGCCUAAGAUCAAGGAGUGUUGAGCAAAUAGAGAGUAUUACACAAGUGGUCAUCUAUGGAGGUAGAGGGCAAAAAUAGGGACACAGAAAAGGGCAAUGAUGGACACUUGUGGUGCCUAGGAGGCACUGCAGCUAUCCCUAAAAUAUGCUUAGCAAUUUCCAGGAAUUCAGGUAAAAUUAGCAUACUGUUCUCAAUCACAGCACUGUUUAAAAAAUCUUUUUUUGUUUGCUUUUUUUACAGUGGCAGCUGCCUUUUACAUUGUACAAAUAUUUCAUGAAGUAAUGGUGCAAAAUUACAUAAAUUACCAGUAUUAUUUAAGUAGCUUGCUUUGCUUGUAUAGUUGCUUGCAAGGGUAUAAAGGGUAUAAAGACCCCCCAGCAAAGGGCUGUGGCGCAGUGGAACUGUGUUGUCAGGAGUCAUGGAGCUCCAUCCGAUACCUUUGGGAUGAGUUGGAGUUCCAGAACUGACCAUCCGACAUCAUUACCUGAUCUCACGAAUGCUCUUGUGGCUGAAUGCAAUCAAAUCCUCACAGCAAUGUUCCAACAGCUAGUGUAAAGCCGUCCCAGAAGAGUAGAGGCUGUUACUGCAGCAAAGGUGGAAAGAUUCCUUAUGAAUAUAUUGAAUAUCCUUGCCUAAAGCCUAAAGCAUCUAAUUUGGCUAACUAGCUUCCUUGUUUGUUAGCUUAACUUACUGGCUAACAAUAAAUGAUAUACUGCACUGUUCUGUGUGCAGACUUUCACAGAAAUGUGAACACUUACACAGAAUCAUGUACAGAGUCAUUAAAAGGUUCAGUUUUUUGUCUUAAGAGUGAAGAUAUCAACAUAAACAAUCGUGGAAGGUAGCAUAAAUACUGGUACCAUUAGUGUCAGCUUCCUGACUAGCUAUAUCAGCUUUGUGACUGCUUUAUGAAGUAAUUAUUCCAGAAAAACAUACAAAUUGAGACAUCAACAUGUUCUAGUUUACAUUUUGGUCCAUUUGGUGAUGAAAUAGUGACUUUGUCACCAGAAAGAGUGAAGAAUAUGCUAACGUUUUGUUGCCUUCAGCUGCAAGUGUUACACAGGAGCACAAUCUUGAGUACUUUUAGGUCCUGUUGGUACUAAUCAUGAGCAGGUACCAAAAACCAUACAACUGGAACCUUCAGUACUGGGCCAAUGGGCAAUGGAAAACAUGGAGAACAGUUUUUUGGUGCUAAACGCUUCACUACUGUGUACAGUGGAAAAGGAGUUCUCUAUGUAUGGAAUGUAUAGAUUUUUUUAAUGGUUCUAUAUACCAGCCAUUGUUACAGUAGUGUUUGUUGGUACUAUGUAGAGCCCUUCCUGCCAGUCGUGUAGCUGAUGUGUUUUGAAUGUUUGGCCUGUACAUCGAUUAACUGAACUGCUAAUUCAUAGGCGGUAUUACAAACUCCUGCAUGUUUUUCUUUGCCUGGUUGUGUAAUGUCGUUAUAUGGCUGUGGGCUUUCUUUGCCUGGUAGUGAACUACAUACAAUCAAAGAAGUGGUUUCUUUGGCUGUGGCACGGUGUUGAUGACAGUCAUUUGGCCUGUGGGAGAGGAUUUUGUCAGAGAUGGUUGGUAUGAAGCUUGGAAGUAAUGACUUAGUCUGUUAUGAAAAGACUAGUAUGUCUAUUAUGAGUCAUUGUUUUUCAGUGCAACCAAAAGCUACAGUUAAAGCUAGUUUAUCAUUUUUAUAUAUCCAAGACUGCGUUUUAUUAUUUGAAAAACAUAAAUGAUAUGGCCAAAAGUAUGUGGACACCCAACCAUUAUACCUAUAUAAGCUUUUUUUUGGAUAUCUCAUUGGGCAUUAAUAUGGAGUUGGCCCCCCUUUGCAGCUAUAACAGUCUCCACUCUUCUGGUUAGGCUUUCAAAGAUUUUGGAGAGUGUCUGUGGGAAUUUGUGCCCAUUCGGUCAAAAGAGCAUUUGUGAGGUCAGGCACUGAUGUUGGAUGAGAGGGUCUGGCUCACGAUUGACUUUCCAGUUCAUUCCAAAGGUGUUCAGUGGGGUUGAGGUCAGGGCUCUGGAGCUCAGGGUCACAUUCAUGUUCUAACAUGACUUCCCCAAACUGCUGCCCGAAGUUGGAAGCAUAUAAAAAUCUAUAAUGUGUUUAUAGGCUAUAGCAUUAACGUAAUCCUUCAUUGGAACUAUAAAGCCUGAAAAACAGCUCAUUAUCCCUCCUCCACCAAACUUUACUGUUGGCACUAUACAUUCUGGUAGGUAGCGUUCCCCUGGCAUCCGCUAAUCCCAGAUUCAUCUAUCAGACUGACAGGUAGUGAAGUGUGAUUCAUCACUCCAGAGAACGUGUUUGCACUGCUCCAGAGUCCAGUGACAGUGACUUUACGCUGCUCCAGCC
This is a messenger RNA of Colossoma macropomum (tambaqui), 3589 nucleotides long. RefSeq names its product chemokine (C-X-C motif) receptor 3, tandem duplicate 2 (gene cxcr3.2). Gene Ontology annotation, cellular component: membrane. Gene Ontology annotation, biological process: immune response; G protein-coupled receptor signaling pathway. The record is from RefSeq and is a predicted model, not a curated record. The transcript is spliced from 3 exons. Bases 140 to 1252 code for a protein of 370 amino acids. Gene Ontology annotation, molecular function: G protein-coupled receptor activity. Lineage: Eukaryota; Metazoa; Chordata; Actinopteri; Characiformes; Serrasalmidae.